Umbelopsis ramanniana AG is the source of this 593-nucleotide messenger RNA. RefSeq lists its product as uncharacterized. The coding region runs from base 152 to 322 and encodes 56 amino acids. The transcript has 4 exons. The record is from RefSeq and is a predicted model, not a curated record. NCBI's taxonomy places the organism in Eukaryota, Fungi, Mucoromycota, Umbelopsidomycetes, Umbelopsidales, Umbelopsidaceae.
CCAAUAUUCUUGCAAACCAUCCUGUCUGUGUAGCUUCCAGUACACCAAUUUCACUUCAAAAGUCUUUACGUUUCGUACUGAAUGAGAGGGCUGAUAUGUCGGAUCUGAUUUCAUUCCUUUCGAAGGCCACAUUGAAUUGAAGGUUACACGGAUGGCAGUACAAACCUAUGACCCACCCUCCAUAAAUUUUCUUUUCUUUUUUUUUCCUCCUCUACUUCCCUUGGGUAUCGUUUGGUUGUCAAAAGCGCUUUUCCCCCUUUCCAUUCCUUUUUCAUUCUCCAUUCAUUCCGUCUCGGUGGACUUCUUGUCAAUCACCAACUAACGCCUAUUUGGUUGAAGUUUCACCAUGUUCAAAAAGCUGCAAACUCGAAAUGACCGCCAGCCAUCUGGAGAUGAUUCCACUAUUCCCAAGCCAACCCCAAACUCUCGCAUGCUUCCUCCUCAAUCGCCAGGUUACCCUAUGAACGGUUAUCAAAUGUCUCAGGAAUACCGCCAACGUCUUUUAGAGCGGCACUUAUCGUCACAGAACCGAUCUGCACCCUCUCCCGUUGACAGCAUCCCUUCCGUUGAAUACAACUCCCCCCGAUACUCUU